Messenger RNA from Knipowitschia caucasica, 1377 nucleotides. The record is from the annotation of a GenBank genome assembly. Lineage: Eukaryota; Metazoa; Chordata; Actinopteri; Gobiiformes; Gobiidae.
AUGUCCGCUGAUCUGGGUCUGGAGCGGCCCUGCUCUCCACAGGUGGUGGAGGAUGGAGCAGAGGAGGAUGAAGAGGAGCUGAGUGGAGGAGAGGAGGCAGAUCUGCGCUCCAGUGCAGGCCGUGGCUCCCUGCUCACACGCAGGGGCAUCACCCUCCGAGUCCUGCUCAAAGACGGCCUGGUGGAGCCUGGAGAUGGGGUCCUGACCAUCCACUACCUGGGAAAGAACUUCUCGGGCGACCUCCUGACCGAUGGGAAAAUCCGCUGGGUGGAGACGGGACAGACUUUUAACUCUCCGAGUGCUUGGGCCACGCAUUGUAAACGACUCGUAAAUCCAGCCAAGAAGUCGGGCUGUGGCUGGGCUUCGGUGCGCUACAGAGGGCAGAAGCUGGUCCAGUACAAGACCACGUGGCUGCACAAGUACCAGCCCACUGCAGACCUGAGCCUGGUAAGUGAGGAGGAGGAUGAUGAAGAUGAAGAGGAGGGGAAAACCGCUGUGCAGACGGACGACAAGAACAAAAACAACAGGCCUGGAGUACAUGACGCCACUGUCCUCAAGAAGACGGACCGAGAGAGGAUUCCGGUCCGCUACGGCACGCUGGGCACCAGAGACGCCACCAGAGACCCACACACGCUGGUGGAGCUGUCGGCCUUCUCCGCCAUCAACCGCUUCCAGCCUUUCAAUGUGGCUGUGUCCAGUAACGUCCUGCUGCUCAUGGACUUCCACUGUCACCUGACGACGAGUGAGGUGGUGGGAUACCUCGGGGGAAGAUGGGACACUAACACGCAAUUGCUGACAGUUUUGAGGGCGUUUCCAUGUCGAACCAGACUCGCAGAUAAACAAAGUGCUUCUGCUGUGGAGGAAGAGAUCUGUCAGAACCUGUUCAUGCGGGGGCUGUCCUUGGUGGGGUGGUACCACAGUCACCCCCGGGGGCCGGCCCUGCCUUCUCUCCAGGACAUUGACUCUCAGAUGGACCACCAGCUCAGACUGCAGGGCUCCAGUAACGGCUUCCAGCCCUGCCUGGGCCUCAUUUGCGGUCCGUAUUACCAUGGCAACCAAGGUGUGGCCUCCACCAUCACACCGUUCUGGGUUGUACCACCAUCUGAGCAACGUCCCAACGACUAUGGAAUUCCAGUAGCUGUAGAAGUCACUUAUGUCCAGGACAACUUCCUCACCAGUGACGUCCUGAAUGAAAUGAUGCUGCUUGUGGACUACUACAGAGCAGCAGCAGACCUGGUGCAGUUUAAUCAGUUCUGGUGUCCUGAUACCACCAUGAUGGACAAGAUCAAGGGUUCCUUGAGCUGCCACGCCCCUAAAGACCAGGCCUACUCUCAGAUCCUAGAGCACGUGUACAGUCAGCUCAAUCACCUCCAAUGA